CUCACAUACCCAUUUCAAUCAAGGAGAUCCAGGAUUUGUGAAAGCUUGUUUGAACCUGCGCAUAGCUUCUAGUCUUCUAGUAAAAAAAGCCAAGCUGUUUCUGCGUUUGGAAGAUUUGCUUAAUGUGGUAAAAGCCAAACUUCAUGAUCCCAGGAUGAUGUGUGACUCACCGAUUGUGCAAACUAAGUUGAGCCUAAGUGAUUCUCUCUGUACAUAUUCACAUUCUAGCAUCUCAUGCGAUUCUGAAUUUCGGUCAGAGGUUGGGAAAGAUGACUCACUUUCAAAGGUGAGUAAUCCUGAUGAAGGUAUUGGACGAUUCGAAUUAUGCAAUAAAAGUUCACGCCCGUACAAGUUCCAGCUUGAACAGGAUGUACAAAGAUUGGAACAGCAACUGCUUGAAGAAAUAGAGCUACACGCGAUUCUGGAAAAUGCAAUUGAGAAAAAUGCUAUGAAAUUCUCCAGUUCAUCAUGCCUUCCUAAUAAUGCUCAAGAGCUCCUGAGUAAUAUUUCUGCGCUGGAGGUCACAGUUUCAGAACUAGAACAGGAGUUGGUUGCUUUGCAUUUCCAACUAAGUCAAGAAAGAAAUGAAAGAAGGCUCGCAGAAUAUCGUCUGAGGCAUCCAUCUCCCCAGUCCAUGUCUCCUCGCCCUGCUGGCAUCAUGAAAUUGCCGAUCUCAUCUCCUUCAAGGUGUACAGAGCAGUCAAGUCCUGAAAUUCAUCAUUCUUCAGGAGAUGACUCAUGGCAGGAGCAACAAGAUCAAUCAUCAGAAACUAGUGGGGAAACGUCUUCCUUGCAAUCAGUUAUUGAGAACACAGUGGACUCGGUUGCAUGUGGCGUUGAUAUGAAAAGUUCAAGGAAGAUGGGUCUCAUAUGUUUGCAACCUUCUGACUUCAGAAAGCUUCCUAAAGGGAUGCCCACCAAGGGCCUCUGGGAUCAUCCUAAUCAACUGUCAGAGGAGAUGGUUAGAUGCAUGAAAAAUAUUUUCAUAUCUUUGGCUGAUUCAGCUUUACCGUCAAAAUCUUCUUCCCAAGAGAGCCACCUGUCACCUCUGUCUCCACGUGGACAUCUUUCGAAUUCCUCAUGGUGGUCAUCAUCUGAACGAUCGAUGAUUUCAUCAUGGGUGCAGAGCCCACAGGUAGAUAUACAAAGUAACUCCGAAGUAUUAGCUUCAGAAAACGCCUGUGAUCCAUACAGAGUUAGAGGGAAACUGAGUUGGGCUGAAAUUGGGAGAUAUGGAUUAGCAACUGAAGUUUCUUGGAUGUCGGUUGGUAAGAAGCAAUUAGAAUAUGCUGCUGGUGCUCUGAGGAGGUUCAGAGUACUUGUAGAGCAACUGGCUAAAGUAAAUCCUAUCCAUUUGAGCUGCGACGAGAAGCUUGCUUUCUGGAUUAACUUGUAUAAUGCACUUAUCAUGCAUGCUUACUUGGCUUAUGGAGUCCCUAGAAGUGAUUUGAAGCUUUUCUCUUUGAUGCAAAAGGCAGCUUACACAGUCGGGGGACAUUCUUACAGUGCCACUGUUAUCGAGUAUGUAAUUUUGAAGACAAAACCUCCACUCCAUAGACCACAAAUUGCUUUGCUUCUUGCCCUUCAUAAGCUAAAGGUUUCAGACGAGCAACGGAAGUCUGUAAUUGAUACAUAUGAACCACUUGUAACCUUUGCUUUAAGCAGUGGAAUGUACUCCUCACCAGCGGUAAGGAUUUAUACUGCUAAAAAUGUAAGGGAAGAACUUCAGGAAGCACAGCGUGAUUUUGUUCGAGCGUCAGUUGGGGUUAGUAACAAGGGCAGGUUGUUGGUGCCCAAAAUGUUGCACUGCUUUGCCAAGGGCUCUGUGGAUGAUUCAAAUUUGGCUGUAUGGAUAUCGCAUUACCUCCCGCCCCACCAAGCUGUCUUUGUUGAACAAUGCAUAUCACAAAGGCGACAAAGUCUGCUUGGUUCGCGCAACUGUGGCAUUUUGCCAUUUGAUUCACGCUUUCGUUACUUAUUUCUACCUGACAAAAUUCCGGUAUGAUGAUUCUCGGUAUACUACCUUAAAUACCUUGGAUUAGUUUGUUCAGGUUGAGCUAAAACCAGAUGGUGGAAGUAAUGGUCUUUCACCAUGUCUAGAAACACAGGUCAGUUAGGUCUUUCACCUCAUAGACCUCUUAUAAAUCCCUCAUGGGUGUUGUACAUUUUGUUCAUGGAUAACAGGAGUUCAUAAACAGACUAAAACAGUGUGUAGGAAAUCGUUGUGUGUUCAUUCACUUGUACAACAGAAGUCAAAUAACUGAAUAAGAGCAGUAAUUGGCUUGUGACUUGUGAGUUAUGAUUUCUGCCUGAAAUGCGGUACUGUCGGUGUCGAGUGUUACACCUACUUGUAGUGUUGAGGAGUUUUGGUUGUUCAAGUUCUUGUAAAGUUGGUCUUGACUCCUGUAUCAUCAUCAAGCUGUAAGAUGAUAACGUGCAGUCAUUAACGACGUUAUACAACUAAUUUAUUUUGCUG
Molecule: messenger RNA, 2476 nt
Organism: Fragaria vesca subsp. vesca
Lineage: Eukaryota; Viridiplantae; Streptophyta; Magnoliopsida; Rosales; Rosaceae
Exons: 13
Coding region: 155-2005 (616 amino acids)
Source: RefSeq, a predicted model, not a curated record